Messenger RNA from Didymodactylos carnosus, 888 nucleotides. The record is from the annotation of a GenBank genome assembly. Lineage: Eukaryota; Metazoa; Rotifera; Eurotatoria; Philodinida; Philodinidae.
AUGUAUGCUUAUCUCGAAUUAUCAAAUAUUACUCGAACAGAUUCAACGAUACAAUCACUAUCAUGGAUGAAUGGCAAUAGUGAUAUUGGAACUACAUUGAUAAACAACAAUGAAUUAGUACAAUCAACAUUACCAGAUAAAUCAAAGGAUGGAUGGUUAGCUACUGGAAAUAGUAACCAUAUUGUUAGCAUUACUUACACAUCCGUUCGAACAAAUGAAGAGCAAGAACAUAUUCAUUCACUCGAUCGAACAAAUUUCAAUUUAAGAGCUCAUCGUAUUGAUGUAAAAAUUGUAGUGUGGAAUAUUCCUUAUCAAAAAUUAGCUACUGUCGACGAAAAAGGAGUGAUUUUUGUUUGGGUCAAACAUGAAUCUCGAUGGUCUUUAGAAUUAAUAAAUGAUCGAAGUCAACCUGUAACUGAUUUAGCGUGGUCUCAUGAUGGACGAAUGAUGGUUAUUUGCUAUAUCGAUGGAUUUGUUUUAGUUGGAUCUGUUACGGGUCAACGAUAUUGGUCAGCUGUAGUCAAUACGGCUCAAAGUACAAUAAUGGCUGUGACAUGGACACCAGAUGAUACUCAUGUUUUACUUGGUACAUCUGAUGGUGGUGUAAUUUUAAUGGAUUAUAGGGGCAAUACAACAGAAAUUUUUUCAUUUUCAACAUCUUCAAUAACACAGUUACUUUAUUCAUGUGAUAAAUUCUAUGUCAAUUACCAUGUACUUGAAGCUGAUCAACGGCGUAUGGUGAAAUUUACGAAUGAAGACUAUGUUUUGGCUUGUAGUUUGAAAUCUGGGCAAGUUAUGUUUAUGGUAAAUUAUAUGGAUCAAACAGCAGCCAUUAUAGAAACUGGUUUACGAAGUAAUAAAAGAGAUAAAACCACUCAACUUGUGUGA